AAUUUUGUUUACUGAUUACUUAAUGUAUUUAAAGAUACAAGCACAUUUCUUUGUCAGGUUAAAAACUUCAAAAUGUUGAGAGCAGUGGUUCUCUACCUGUGGGUCCCCAGAUGGUUUUGCCUUCAACUCCCAGAAAUCCUAACAGUUGGCAAACCAGUAGGGAUGUCUGGGAAUUGUAGGCCAAAACAGCAAUGGUAUUCCCUGUAGUAACCUAUGGAUGCGAGAGCUGGGCCAUAAAGAAGGCUGAGCGAAGGAAGAGAGACGCUUUUGAACUUUGGUGCUGGAGGAAAAUUCUGAGAGUGCCUUGGACCGCUAGAAGAUCCAACCAGUCCAUCCUCCAGGAAAUAAUGCCCAGCUGCUCGCUGGAGGGAAGGAUAUUAGAGGCAAAGACUAAGUACUUUGGCCACAUCAUGAGAAGUCAGGAAUGCUUGGAGAAGAGAAUGAUGCUGGGAAAAUGGAAGGAAAAAGAAUGAGGGGCCGACCAAGGACAAGAUGGAUGGAUGGUAUCCUUGAAGACACUUGACCUUGAAGGAGCUGGGGGUGGCCACGGCCAACAGGGAACUCUGGCAUGGGCUGGUCAAUGAGGUCACGAAGAAUCAGAAGCGUCUGAACGAAUAAACAACAAAACACUUGGGACCCACAGGUUGAGAACCACUGGUUUAGAGAGUUUGUAUCUUAAAGUGAUAAACUUUAACAGUCUCUUCAUAAACUGUUGCUUUUUACAGCUCUCUUCAAUGAGAGUUUACUUCCUAAGAAAACACAAGCCUCAACAGUUCUAGCUUCUAACACUGCCUCUGCACUCUAACAGACUUCUGUACUCAAGCUGACACAACGCUCAACACUGACUUCUAACAGGCUCAAGGCUCAACUGACUUCUAACUGUCAUUCUUUCAAAGCUGAACAUUCUAAACUGUCACUGAGUCAGUCAUAUGACCUGCAGACCCUCCCACUGCUUUAAGUAUAUAGAGAAGAGGUAACUGCAAACUAAAUAGACAUAUACUUCAAGAUAUAAAACUACACAUAUCAAAACAGACAAACAUCAGAUAGAGGAAGCUUGAGAAGGUUGCUUCCUCCAACAGAGACGGCUUAAGAGUGGACUAGAGGAAGUGUGCAGGAGACGCUUAAACAGUAUGAGCUUUAUGAGUGUCUCGUACUGUAUUACUUACUCAUGGAGAAAAGAAUAACUCCGAAAGAAGAAUUGAAGCUGACUAGUGAGCCUCUGCCACGAGAACAGAGCAGCGAGGCAAUCCUUCAAAUUAUUUCACAGUUGAACGAUAGUGACCAGGAAAGACUGAAAUGGCUGAAGGAUCCAGAGAUUUACAGUCAUGAAUAUUUGCUUGCAAAGGCUGAGGAGCUGCUGGAAAAGCGGAUUAAUGCUGGAGAUUCUUUGGCAAGUUUUCUCAAAGGGCAGCUGUAUUUUGAAGAGGGGUGGUAUGAAGAAGCCUUCUUGCAAUUUCAAGAAAACACUGAUUUUCAAUCCAAGUAUCAGUUAGGCGUAAUGUAUUAUGAUGGGUUGGGGACCCCGCCAGACCCAAAAAAAGGAGUGGAAUACAUGGAGGAGAUUAUCAAGGCUACUGACCCUAAAGCAAGGCAUUUGAAGUUUGCUGCUGCAUUCAACCUUGGGAGAGUUUACUAUGAAGGAUGUGGGACUGAGAUUUCCGAAAAUGAAGCUGAAAGGUUAUGGUUUCUAGCUGCAGACCAUGGGAACCCAAAAGCAAGUGUUAAGGCUCAAACUGCUCUUGGAAUGUUAUAUUCAGCAAGGCAUCCAAAGGACCUAAAAAAGGCUUUCUUUUGGCAUUCAGAAGCUUGUGGAAAUGGAAGCCUGGAAUCUCAAGGCAUCCUUGGGCUCAUGUAUUUGUAUGGACAUGGUGUACCUCAAAAUGUAAAGGCUGCCCUGGAGUGUCUAAAUCCAGCAUCAGAUCGUGGAAAUGUCUAUGUUAAAGGACAUCUGGUGGAGUAUUACUACAAAAGAAAAUUUUAUUCAAAAACUGUUAAAUUUGCCAAAAGUACCACAGAGAAUGAUGACAUUGAAAAGAUAGCCAAGGAAACAGACUGCAUUCCCUUUUACAUAGCCAAAGGGCUGGCAAUGGCUUCCUUUUACUUGGCUAGGUGUUAUCAUCUUGGUCUAGGAACACAACCAGAUAAAGCAGAAGCUGACAAAUAUUAUUCUAAGAUGUCUUCAUGUGCUCUUGCUUGGGGGACAGGAGGGAUACGUAUGCCAGGAUUCUUAUUUCUCAAGGAAGAGAGGGGGAAAACUUCUGUAGAGUUAUCAAGGUGGAAAGUCUAAAUAAAUCCUUAGUAACUUA
This is a messenger RNA of Anolis carolinensis (green anole), 2306 nucleotides long. It is a transcript of the gene lrp2bp, whose product is annotated as LRP2 binding protein. The transcript is spliced from 10 exons. The record is from RefSeq and is a predicted model, not a curated record. NCBI's taxonomy places the organism in Eukaryota, Metazoa, Chordata, Lepidosauria, Squamata, Anolidae. Bases 1169 to 2287 code for a protein of 372 amino acids. Gene Ontology annotation, molecular function: protein binding.